AACUGCCCACGCUGCCAUGCUUGUGUUUUUGUUAUUGUUGAAGGUGGCAAGCUUCGUAGAGUAGCUGACACAUUGAGGGCAAGUUGACAGCCGAACGCUUUGUUACCUUUUAGUUAACAGUAGUGGUAUUAUUCUUUAAAAUCCUUUAUUUCGUAUAAUCUAUGUCAUUUUCAUUCACUUGGAAAUCUGCCUAGUAGUAAAGGUGGUUACGUCCAAACUGUUUUGUCGUCAUGGAGAAGUUGUGGAAGGUGGAGUUUCGGAAUGUGGGGCGGAGCUACUUCCCACAGAGCCGGGUAGAGUGCCACUACAGCUUCAGUGCACAGCACAGCUGGGCCAGCUGUGACUGGAUCGGACUCUUCAAGGUCGGUUGGUCUUCGCUGAGGGACUACCACACCUUCGUUUGGGCUCUCGCUCCAGCGAACUACACGGAGGGAAGCAAUGUCAACUGCUGCGUGCAUUUCCAAGCCUCGUACCUGCCCAGGCCCGGCCCGGCCGAGUACCAGUUCGUGUAUGUGGACGGGGCGGGAGAGGUGUGCGCCCGCAGUGCCCCGUUCUCCUUCUGCGCCCCCAAGCCUCUGGACGACCUGGUCACCCUGGAGCAGGGGCAGCACGGAGACGGGGACGAGGAGUGCGAGGACAUCCUGCUGGUCGUUCCCAGGGCAGAGCUCCUGCAGAGUCGGUUGGAGGAGUGCCUUCGGGAGAGGGCUGCGCUCCUCCAGGCCAGGGAAGCGGAGGAGCGGAAGAUGAAGAGAGAGCAGGAGACGAGAGAGGGGGCGGAGGAGGUGUGGCAAAGGGCGCGGGUGGAGCUGGAGAGCCAGGUCGUCGACCUGAAGGAGAAGCUCCGACAGAACAAGGAAGAGACGGAGAGCCUGGAGGAGAAGCUGCAGAACGGCCAUUCGUCUCUGGAGGCCGUGACCGCUGAGAGGGACGGCCUAUUGGCCGAGAGGGCCCAGAGCCAGCAGCGAAUCAGAGAGCUGGAAGAUGACAUCAAAGCUCUGAGGCAAAGGGGGCUGGAGACGGACGGCGAGCUGGAGAAUGGUGAAUCAUUUCUCUGUAGGAUGAAAGAGAGAGUGAAAAAGAUGUCAAUGCAAAGGAGGGAUGAGGAGGAGGAGAAAAAGAGCCUGCAGAUGGAGACGGAGGCGGCCCUGGGCGAGCUGCGGUGCGCGCGGGAGCGUCUGGACGCCGGCGAGCGCACGGUGGAGGGCCUGCGGGCGGAGCUGAGCGACAUGGCGGCGCAGCGGGACCGCGGGCAGGCCGAGCUCCACCAGGCCCGCCUCCAGGCCGCCCAGCUCACGCUGCAGCUGGCCGACGCCGGCCUCGCCCUCAGGGAGGGCCGGGCCAGCUGGGCCCAGGACAGGGAGGCCCUGCGCCACAACGCAGAGAUGGACAGAGAGAGGGUGCAGAAACUGAGCCGAGAGGUGCAGAGGAAGGAGGAGUGGCUGCAGGAGGAGAGGAUGGAGAGAGAGAAGGUGGAGGCGGAGCUGGGGAAAGAGAGGGACUGCAACCGGGUUCAGCUGGGCGAGGUCCGGAGGGAGCUCCACGAGCUGAGAGCUAGCUUGUAUGAGGUCCAUAGAGAGAAGGACCGGAACCUUCUGGAGAAACAGGACCUGAUGGGGUACAUCCGUCAGCUGGAGCAGAGGCUGGAGGCGGUGGCCGACGCCAAGUGGAGCGAGGCGGCGCUGAACGCCAGCUCUCGCCCCAGUAGUCCCUCUGGCAGCUCUGAGGAUGAGAACCCCGAAGCUCUGCAGGCGCCCCGCCCCGCCGGCCAACUGGUCACCUACAGCCUGUGCAGCCCCCCCGAGCAGGAGGCCCUGCUGUUUCCCAUGGCUGCCUCGCCCCCCAGAGAUCCGCCCCGAGGGCAGGUCGUCAUCAGCCAGCCGGCCCCCGUCUCCUCGCCGCGGCAACCGGAGGACGACACCCUAACGCAUAGCUCAGAGUCGGAGGGGGAGGAGCAGGAGGCGGGCCAGUCCGGCAGCCAGAGCUCUGAGGAGGAGACCGCCCUGCUGCUGCCAGAUCACAAGGGCACCAUCUUCAGUGAGCUUGCAGACUCCCCGAUGUGGUGAGACGUUGGGGCGCAAGAGGAACUGUCCGCCUGAGGCGAAGGAAAUACUGCCUGUUGCAUACCGAUACAAGAACUACCUAUGCAAUAUUGAUACGGAAUGCUUCUUUUUACAUGUAUGGACUUUUAACCGCAGUAGAACCUGUACAAUUUGUACGUGACAUUAUAUCCCAACAGCCUUUAGUAUUCACCCCAAAAUAUGUGAUUGCAAAAGUUACAGACACAUACAGUAUGCAGGUGCGUGCCUCUUACUGAGGGGCAGACGAACAAGUAAAAGCGAUCAUUUAGUUGGUUUUAAUCCGUUUCGUUUUUUUUUAUAACAGUGAGACUGAGUGUGAAAUGUUGUGGAUGUGUAUCUGAUUUUUCUGAAUUUGUUUUUGUUUUCAAAGGGGUUUCAAACCUGAUUUGAACUUAAUCUCACUCUAGCACACACACGGAUAAGCAAAUGUUGUGAUUUCAGUGUGGUAACCACUGAGCUGAGCGCUUUUCACACUGAAAGCAGUGAUGUCCAUCUCCCUUUCCCCAUUGAUUUGGUGUGGCCGUUUUCCCUCGCUUUGUGCCAUUGGCCCUGACCGUAGAACAGCCCUUUGUGACAUCAUGUGUUGCGCUUGCUCUUGCACGUGCUCAGUGCGCCGCUGAACAUUAGCUGACGCGAUGGUGAAGAACAGCAGGUUUGAACAGGCCCAAAUAUCAGACAAAAUGGAGCUCAGUCAGCACUUUGCUGUGCUCUGCAGUUACUUUUAAUGAUUUUAUGAACCAUUAAAAAAUGGUUGGGGGGGGGGGGGGGGGGGGGGGGGGGGGGGAGCGGGCUGGCAUUUAAAAGUCUUUGCACUUGAUUUGAUCACAUUUUUCUGAGCGUUCCUUCUAGUUUUCCAGUCUACCCUUCCCAGACACCUGCCUUCCCCUUCAGAGCUGAUGUGUCUGCAGUUAUUAAUUGCAUUCUUCUGGAUAGAUAUGAAAUAUCAAAUAUUUCCCCCCCCGAUCAUUUUUCUAGCUGAUUCCUGCUUUCGGGUGAACAAUGUGCUGACAGUGAAAUGAUCACAUGGGGUUCUUUUGGGGUUAGUGUUUAUCCUGAUUAGUAAUACUGUCAAAGACUUUGUUUUCUUAUCCUUUCAAAAACUGGUAAUUAUUCUUACACAAAAUUGAUCACUGCAACAACAAAAAAACAAAUCAUAUCUAUUAUAUUAUAUUUUAUAAUUACAUACAUUGGUAAGGAGCUACGCGAUGUGACAUAUUUGAAACUGAAUAUGAAUUUUGCACCUCUCUGAUACCGGUGUGGGACAGAGGUUCAGGUCCUGAGUCAGUAUUACGUUAAUCUGUUCUGUUGUACUGUACUGUUAUGUACUGCAGUACAUUGUACUCUGCUACUGUGCUGUGCUACCGUACUGUAGUAAAGUAUGUGCAAUUGUACUGUCCUAUUAUGCUCUGCUACAGUACUAUACUACUCCGUACUAUUGUACUGUGCUAUUGUCUAUAUACUACAGUACUGUACUAGAGUCUGGACUAUUGUACUGUGCUAUUCUGCUGUGCUACAGUACUGUACUAAAGUCUGUACUAUUGUAUCCAGUUCACAUUUGGGAAGUGAUGUCAGAGUUGUUUUUCCUGGGGCUGUUCCAUUCGGUUUUCCGUUUUCCUAAAUAACAGAAGAUCUGCAAAGAUUUUUGUAUAUUCAUCAUAGCUAUUGCCCGAGUGUUACAUUGCUUUAAGUCAGUACUCUGCCCUCACACAAAAUGCAAUGAUAUUGUGAUAGAGAGAAUGCAUGAAGAGAGAAUUUUAGGAUUAUUUUUGGAAGUUAAUUAUGGAAGAGAGAAUAAGGACAAUUAAACACUGUUUAUACUA
Messenger RNA from Anguilla anguilla (European eel), 3898 nucleotides. RefSeq names its product calcium-binding and coiled-coil domain-containing protein 1-like. The transcript has 14 exons. Lineage: Eukaryota; Metazoa; Chordata; Actinopteri; Anguilliformes; Anguillidae. Bases 231 to 2063 code for a protein of 610 amino acids. The record is from RefSeq and is a predicted model, not a curated record.